AUGUCGUCGAGCACCCAGGGCCACAGUGCCCUCAGCCGGCCAAAGUCGCGAGACUCCCACGCCACCAUCGGCCAGUUCUCGUUCGCACCGGCAACGACCACUACCGUUAUAACGACCACGUACACGACGACGACCACUCUCGCUCCCAUGUGCAUCAACGCCCCGGGCCUGUCUGAGCGGGACCCCAAGGAGUACCCGCUCGCACAAGUCAGAGCGCCGGAGUCGAUACGGAAGAUCUACUUCGACGCUGGUGGGGAGAUCGGUCUUUUCGAAGAAGCGAUUGAUGCUCCUCAGACAGCACACGAGCACACAAGUCUCCAGGAGAACCUGCGAGCUUCGAACGGCAAGAUACGCAAGAUCGAUACCUUCAAGGGUCCCGCGACAUUUACAUCUCCUAGCCGCCCGAAGCGUCUCGUCACGAAACAACGCCCCACGCUUCGAUCAGUGUCCGGCCGCCGGAAACGCGAUCCAACAGACGACUCGCCUCCACCGCCAUCGAUACGGGAAGCCGCCGAAAUGGCAAGCCUACAACGUCGCAGCAAGAAGCCGCGGAUCUCUACACAAGACGAAGAUACCGCACACAUGGGCAUCACGCCCGACGAUCUGGACGACAUGGUCCCGGCUACUCCAGAAACAGAGCUGGACGCGUCGCAGACUGUGAAGAUGCUGUCCACAAACGAGACAUUGAGACAGUUGCGAGAAACAACCGCGGGACCUUCACACACAGACGCCGCAUCGUGCGAUAGCCAACAACUCUCGCAAUCGUCAUCCUUUCCCACCGGCGUGAUCGACGGGCCAGGUGCAGCGGCGACGCCUCCAAUUGCUGAAUCUGACAUGGAGCCACAUUUCCCCGUGGCUCGACCAGCACCUAUGCAUCUGGACAUUGCAGCUGCGCAAGACGCCAGCCUACCUAGUCCGAGUUUGUCGCCCACCACGUAUGCUGCGAACGCCCAGCAGAGCCUCGCCGGAACGUCAUCGCUCGGCCAGGUCGCUGAUUACGAAUCGAACGAUGUCUCGUCGCUGGAUCUUUCGCAGAUCGAACGGCCAAAAGGCAUCGAAGACAUGACCCCCAACCCCCAGCUGCUGACACCCACAGUUUCGGGUAUUCCGGAAAUGCUUAAUGCUUUCGACGCACUCCCAGAAGGAAUGAAGGACUACGUCAUGUACCAAAUGCUACGUCGAUGCAAGAAGUCUACGCUACACUUUGUCGCUGAUGUCGUCAACCCAGCUUUGAAGCGGGAUUUCAUCACUUCAUUGCCUACGGAACUCGGUCUCGAAAUCAUUGGAUACCUUGACGUACAAAGUAUGUGUAAUGCGGCACGGGUUUCCAAGCACUGGCGGAAGCUCAUCGACACACACGAGACAGCUUGGAAAGACCUUCUCGAGAAAGAUGGAUUUACUCUACCAACAGGCGAGCUGGAUCGUGCUGUCCGGGAAGGAUGGGGAUGGCAGUUCACAGACGGCAUUGAAAGCUACGAACGUGAUUUGUCACGUUUGGCUACUGUUUCUCGAUCAGAUAACGAGCACGCCACAGGCUCAGCAUCGAGCUUUCUCGCGGACCAUGACGGCGCAAUAACUCGAUCAUCAUCCAUGCGACAGAAAAGGAAAGCUGUUAGCAAACAUGGCGGUUCAAAGAAGCAGCGCAAGAAGGGCUUGAUGUCUACUAAGGCGCCAUUUAUGCCUUACCCGCUUCCCUUUGAGCAACGCGAUGGACCUAACGCAUACGCACAACGGGCCCAGGCCGCUAUCCCGGAUCCUCACCUCGGGUUGUCCAGCCUCCGUAAUAUGCAUCUCUUCAAGUCUCUUUACCAGCGACACCAUCUGAUUCGAAAGAGCUGGAUGGCCGAAGACACCAAGCCGAGACACAUCGCGUUCCGUGCACAUCAGCGUCACGUUGUUACCUGCCUUCAGUUCGAUACCGAUAAGAUUCUGACCGGUAGCGACGAUACUAACAUCAACGUAUACGAUACCCAGACCGGAGCUCUACGAAGUCGUCUCGAAGGUCACGAGGGUGGUGUUUGGGCGCUACAAUAUGAGGGAAACACUCUGGUGUCAGGAUCUACAGACCGCUCCGUACGAGUUUGGGAUAUCGAGAAGGGAAGAUGCACACAGGUCUUCCAGGGCCACACAUCGACAGUUCGGUGCCUCGUCAUCUUGAAGCCAACCAAGAUCGGUGAAACUCUCGAGGGGAAACCCAUCAUGAUGCCGAAAGAGGAGCUGAUCAUUACCGGAUCUCGUGAUAGUACACUUCGUGUUUGGAAGCUCCCGAAGCCAGGCGAUCGAAGCAUCAUACAGACUGGUUCUUCGGCUGCCAAUGAUCUCGACAACCCCUACUUUGUCCGUGCGUUGACUGGCCACCACCACUCUGUUCGUGCGAUAGCAGCUCAUGGUGACACCCUUGUCAGUGGCAGCUACGAUUGCACUGUUCGCGUGUGGAAAGUUUCCACUGGCGAAACCAUCCAGCGCCUGCAAGGCCAUACACAGAAGGUCUACAGUGUUGUCUUGGAUCACGCUCGCAAUCGCUGCAUCAGUGGCUCCAUGGACAACUUGGUCAAGGUCUGGUCCCUUGAGACUGGUCAAUGCAUCUUCACUUUGGAGGGCCAUACUUCACUUGUGGGUCUUUUGGAUCUCAGUCACGAGCGCCUUGUGUCUGCUGCGGCAGAUAGCACCCUGCGCAUUUGGGAUCCUGAGAACGGGCAGUGUAAAAGCAGGCUAUGUGCGCACACCGGGGCCAUCACCUGCUUUCAACAUGAUGGGCAAAAGGUCAUUUCGGGUUCAGACCGCACACUCAAAAUGUGGAAUGUCAAGACUGGGGAAUUCGUCCAGGAUCUGUUGACGGACCUCAGUGGUGUUUGGCAAGUAAAGUUUAAUGAACGUCGAUGCGUUGCAGCCGUGCAGCGGAACAGCCUGACGUAUAUCGAGGUCUUAGACUUCGGUGCCACACGUGACGGCAUUCCGCUCAACGAGCGCGGCCGUCGUAUCGUGGUCAAUAACAGGGGCCACGAAAUCGAAGACACCCCAGAUGCCGACAUGAUCGACGCUACUGAUCAACCCUAG
Messenger RNA from Boeremia exigua, 3057 nucleotides. Its product is annotated as WD40-repeat-containing domain protein. The record is from RefSeq and is a predicted model, not a curated record. The transcript has 3 exons. The coding region runs from base 1 to 3057 and encodes 1018 amino acids. Gene Ontology annotation, molecular function: protein binding. Lineage: Eukaryota; Fungi; Ascomycota; Dothideomycetes; Pleosporales; Didymellaceae.